This is a messenger RNA of Stegostoma tigrinum, 8354 nucleotides long. RefSeq names its product EF-hand and coiled-coil domain containing 1 (gene efcc1). The coding region runs from base 428 to 2359 and encodes 643 amino acids. The transcript has 7 exons. The record is from RefSeq and is a predicted model, not a curated record. Gene Ontology annotation, molecular function: calcium ion binding. Lineage: Eukaryota; Metazoa; Chordata; Chondrichthyes; Orectolobiformes; Stegostomatidae.
UGUGUGCGUUUACAAAGCAAUUGGGCGGGAAGAGCCGCAGGUCCACCGGAGGCGUUUCUACCGAGAAAAAAAAGCGAAGCAGCUGUCAUGUGGAACCAAGUUUUAGCCCUUCAUUCGACACCCCCUCACCGUCCUUCUCUCUCCUCCCCCCGCUGCCGUCACACAAAACGCGUGCACUUUUGUUUUGAUGAUCACUUCCAAUUGAGAGAGAAGGGUGUGUGUGGGUGGGUGCUGCAAACUCACGGCGCCAGGCAGCUCCAGUCCCAGGGAUCGAGCUGGGAGCCCCACAGCUCACCAUCAUGUGCGAUGAAAACAGAGCCAUUAGCUCAGUGCCUUUAAACAUCAGCUCGGUCCCCAACCCCCUGAACUGCUGAGGGGGGUUGUGGAUUUUGCUUGAUUUUGUUUUAAAAAUUUGUUGCCGUGGGACAUGGAGAGAUCGGAGGCUUGCGAUCCCUACAGGUGCCCAGCCCGGCGGACCCAGUGGAUCGUCAGCGCGCUGGCUUACCACUACGGGCUGGACCGGGGCGUGGAGAAUGAGAUCAUCGUGCUGGCCACAGGGCUGGACCAGUACCUGCAGGAGAUCUUCCACCACCUGGACUGCCAGGGCGAGGGCAGGAUCCCCGGCGAGGACUUCCAGACCCUGUGCGAAAUCCUGGGGCUGGACGAGAGCUCGGAUUCGGAGGACGGCGCGGGGAUUUUGGAGCAGGUGCCACGGGAGCUCAGCUUCAGGCAGUUCCAUGCCAAGCUGUGCGGUCACUUCAGCACCAGGGCCGGCUGCCAGUACGAGACAGGCCGGCUGCUGGUCGCCGAGGAGAGCCAGCACAUCGAGACCCAGAUCCGGCUGAGGAGCCCGCUCAGGCGCAGGAAGAAAGCGGCUGGCAUCGACCGACCGCCCGAGGAGCAAAAGAUCAAGAAAAGCCCGGGGUCAUCUCCAGGGCAGCGUAGGGGCUUCUCCUGGAAGCAGCACGGUCCCUGCAGCCAGGAAUGCUACGAGGACAUCGUCGCCCUGGAAGAAGCGGAGGACAAGAUCGCGAAGCUCGAGCUGGAGAACGAAAGCCUCCGGGAGCUGGUGGAGGACAUGAGGGCCGCCCUGCAGAGCAGCGAUGCCCGCUCGCUGGCCCUCCAGGUCGGCCUGUGGAAGAGUCACGCCGGCCACGCGUCCCAGCACUGCUUCCUGGCCUGGAGCAGGGCGGCCGCCGACCGGAACCUCCGCGGCGCCGCCAGCCAGCAGCACAAGGGCCUGCGGAGUGUCCUCAAGGAGAUCGAGCUGAUCCGCAGCUCCAGGGACGGCCAGAUCGAAGAGGCGAUCCGCUUCAACCAGGAGAUGGAGAAGGAGCUGGGCAGGUCGCAGGAGGCUCUGUUGAAGCUGGAGGAGUGCAACAGGAACCUGAGGAAGGAGCAGCUGCAGAUGAGGAAAAGGGUCGAACAGGCGCGCCAAGCCUUGUUGGGGAGCCUCGAAAAAGUGAAAGAUCUGGAGACGAGAGCGAAACAAGUUCCAUUGUUACAGAGGGGUGUAGCACAGUUGGAGUCAGAACUGCAAUAUUACAGAUCAGAGGUCCGAAAGCUUCAAUCCCUGCAGCCAAAUGCUUCAGAACGGAAGCCCCCUCUUGCAUUGUAUGAGUGGAAGGCGUGUCCACCUGUGCACCAGGAGCAACGAUCCCCAACAGGUGAUACAGAAACACCAACUUACAAUGUUGAAGAGCAGAUGUUUCGUUCAGUAGAGGGACAGGCAGCCUCAGAUGAAGAAGAUGAGAAGUGGACUGAAGAUCAGAAGAGUCAGGUGAAGGAAUUGAAGAAACUUCUGACCAGACUUUGUUGCUGUGGAAAUGGUUGUGAUGAUAAGACUAUUAAGAAGCUACUGUCAGAAUUUGGGAACUUAAGGAGUGAUGAAAGCAAUAGCGCAACUCUAGAACUGGUUGAGAAAGUGGCAAAAUUAAAGGAGCAACUGGAAUUAAAGGAAUAUAAAACGCAGCAAAUGGAAACCAGCAUGGAUCAGCUGAAAGGGUCCUUACUGUGUGAAUUACAGCGGAAAGUAGAUGAGACAGAGUUGCUUCAGAUGGAGCUGCAGAUGUUAGAGACAGAGAGAGUGCGACUGUCACUAAUUGAAGAAAAGCUGAUGGAUGUAUUACAGCUCCUCCAGCAGCUACGUGACCUUAAUGUGUCUAGGAGAUCACUAGGAAAAAUCUUGCUCAGCACUUUGGAGUCCUGCAGUAACCCUCAACAUGGAAAGGCUCAUAUCCUGGAGGUUUUGAAUGCCCUGUAUCGUGAACUUGCUGCCUGCGAGCUUCUAUCUGGAAAGUCUUUGGAAAAUACACAGAGUCAUCAAUCCCUUGUGAAUCCACUGCUUAUAUCAUGCUGAUGACUUGCAGACUGGCUUUUCCUUGUUAAUCAUCAAGCACUUCAAACAUUUCCUAUAUAUCUACAGUUCCUGUACUCUGAGCAAACUUACUAAAAUGACAUGUGGUGCCUUAUUUAACACAACGUUAAACUUGUCACCUAAAUUAAGUUGCUUCAGUAGACAAACUCUAUAUGGUGUUUGUCCCUAAUUGUUAAUCUUUAGUAUUUGAAGAUGCAAGUGCUCAAGCUUUAUUCAUGAAAUUGCAUUUGACAAAUGCAAUGGUUCAACAGAAACAGUAGUGUCUUUCAAUACUAUUACAUGAACCACAGAAGUAUUAAAAUAAGGAAGUCCUCAAUGCUGGUUAGAAUUUAUAAUAAAACAUGUCGCAUUAGAUUAAAUGGAUCAGGCUAUGUGACAAAAGUAAGUUCAGUAAAAUUAAUUAUCGAUAGAAAAGCAGCUGUGAAAUGAAACAUUGCAGCCAUUAUGGCAUGUAUCAGUCAAAACUGAGGACAACAUAUGCUGAUAGUCCAAUUGUUAUUAUUACAACAUUGUAUAUAAAUAUAUAUAUUUAUUCCUAUGCCACAUUAUGCAAGGAAACAUAUCUGGUAAAUUUGAAGAAUGGCAUAGCUCUGAUUUAGUAAUAUUACAAGUUAUUCAGAUGCUUUUAAGUAACUGCAACUAACAUUUGCAGUUUGUAAGCAGAAAAAAAGCAAACUGCAAACCACAAAGAUAAUUUUGAUUCCAGCAGGUAUUUCCAUUGUUCCUGGUAGCCAACAAAGGUUAAAUUAAUUGACACUGCAUCAGUAUGAUGUGAUCCCUGGAGCUGAAAUCAUGCAACAAAUUUGUACUGCACGGUUGUUCCUGAUACUUCUCUGUGCUUGCUGUGAAUUUGUCAAAAACAUUAAGGGGGCUUUGUGCCUGAUGGUGUGAAAAGCUAAGCAUCAAGGCACAACCACAACUUCUGCCUCCAAACAAUGCAGCUAAUGGCAGCUUGCCUUCACAGUUUUAUUUUGGCAACAAACAGUGACAGAGACUGGCUCCUGAGUGACUGCACAGACUGUCUGAAGCUAAAGCUUGUGUGUGCUUGGUCCUACUCAUGGUUUAAUUCCCCAAAUGAACUAGUGAACGGCGCAUCUGAUUGCUUACAAAGAUAUGUUCAGACAUUUGCAAAGCAUAACAUUUGUAGUCAAAAUUACCUAACACUUAGUUGGCUUGUCCUGAACUUAGGCCAGUAUAUCCCAUGGUCUACCUUCAGGAGUAAGGUUGAAAGCUGUAUAUUAAAGGAUUUGUACUAACAAAGAGGAAGUCUGAGAUAGAAAGCCCUUGGUUGAAAACAUAGACAAGACUUAAGAAUGUUGAAAGAAGUAGUUUAUAUGUGCAAAGUGGCAGUUGGUUUGUGUACAGUACCAAUCAAACCUCAAGAUACAUUUCCAAAAUGAAGCUUGUGUUUUAUUUUAACAAUGGAGAAAGUGGACAGAUGCAAACGUAUUGCCAACUGCAUUAUCUGCCUUUCACUUUGAGAGUGAGACAAAACCUAUCCAGGCCUUUAUUUUAUAUCUGUGUGACUUUUGAAAUAAAUGCAACAGCUUUUGUUUUUUGCUGACUUGUUGGAUCAUUGUUUGCAUGGGUACUGUCAGUUUGAAUUAACCUUUGUCACGUGCACUCCAAUGAGUGCAGUGAAAAGUUUGUAAUGUCACCUCUUAGCGCGAUCUUAGUUUCAGGGUACAUAGGCUGAGGAUCCUUAAGUAUGUGUUACAGACUUGAGAGAUUCACAAAUAAAAGUUCAGCAUAAGAAUAAAGGAAAAGAAGCUUUCCUUUGAAACGUACUUGUCUUUCAGCAAACUUUGUGCCAGCUUUCAGACAGCCAGGCCAAGUGAUACUGGGCAUCCAUCCUGGAGGCCUCAGUUGCAGUCCCUAAGGGACUUGCCACCUCCCACACCGGCCCAUCCUGGGCCUCACCUCUGGGACUCACCUGGACUUGCUACUGCCACACCAGCCUGUCUUGGGCCUUGCAUGCGGGACUCAUUGGACUCUCUGCCGACCCUCUUCGUUCUGUGGCAAGAGCCAAACCCAGUCUCCAUAGAAAACAGAAGAUAAUAGAUAUAUGGUAGACACAUUAGAGAUCCCCAAUAUCACUUCCACAACAAUAGAAUAAAUUGAUUUAUUUUCUAUGCAUUAACUUCAGGGAAUUUCAUGCAAGACACUGCAGUAUGUCAUAUUGACUACACUUAACAAGGUAACUGUGAAAAAUUAGCAUGCUACCAAUAGCAUUGUUUGCUUGUAACCCUUUUCACUUCCUAACUCCCUCCCUAUGUUUUCCUUCCUUUAAAUGUUUUAUUAACAGUCACAUUUUACUUUUUACUGUUUGCUCUCUGAGGAAGAAAGAUGCUAAAACUUAAUAACUAGAUAGAAUAUGGCCAUUAGUUUGCCUAUUUUACAGCCAAAAAAUGGAUGAACAGAGGGCCAAAAUCAGGGACCAAUUUCCUGUGCUCCAAAGAGACUUCUAAAUAAUUUUUGGUUCUGCCAUUUUUCAGGUGUACAGGCCAGCUACCUAAAACCAACAUUAGGCUUCAUACCAAUGCUAAUAAGGAUAUUAGAACAAGGACCCUUCCAAGAUAUUGAGUUGCCGUUGGCUCAGUAAUCUUUUAGGUAUGUUGUUGAACCAACAGAAGCAAGAGUACUUCACAGCACUACCGAGAUAUGCUGCUAGCUCUCUUUCAUCCCCCUCCUAUUGUUCAAUCACAGGAACAUAAUGUAUAUGCAGGAGUAGAACAUAUUGCCUGUCAACCUUCUUCUGCCAUUAAAUAUGAUCAUGGCUGAUCUUUAAAUUGAACUUCCCACCACACUCCUGUGACUUACCUGAGAGACACUACCUGCGAGGCAUGUGGCCUUAAAUUGAUCCAUUGAUAAUGGGCGAGUUUCCUCUCAAGUACAACAUAUAUCAUAACUCCCAAUAACAAUGUUAAUAUGAUCUGAAACCCAAUAUCAGGCUGACCUCCAGGCUUCUCGUUUGCAGUGGAUGCUCCAUGAACAUUUGGUCAGUAAGCAGACCAAAGAAGAAAUUCACUUUCUUCACCCUAACCCUAGUAAUGACUCCUUUUUGAUGUCAAUAUAGGCUGCAUUUUACUGGUGGAGAAAAACUGAACUUGCUGGAAAUUUUCAACACAUAGGCAGCAUCUGUGGCAUAAUUGGUACAUUAUGUCUGACUUGGAGAAAAGUGUGUCAUACACAUCAGCAGGUCAAAUGUUAAGCAUAUGUAUACCAUACACAGAAAAGUUAUGAAAAUUAUCUGAGCAUUUUAGUGUAUGAAGCACUCAUAGUUCAUGUUCAAUGCCUAGAGCUAUAGCUAAAGUGAACCGUGUUCUAGAAUAUAUCAUUACAGGACGUGGGUCAGCAUGAUGAUUCGGGGAUUAACACUGCUGUCUCACAGUGCCAGGAACCCAGGUCGAAUUCCACCCUCAGGUGACAUCUGUGUGCAGUUUGCCUGGUGUGGGUAUCCUCCAGGCACUCUGGUUUCCUCCCAGGGUCCAAAGAUGUGCAGGUUAUAUGUGGUUUGGCUGUGCUAAGUUGCCCGUAGCAUCCAAGGAUUUGCAGAUUAGGUGGAUUAGCCAGGGAAAUGCAGGGCUACAGGGAUAGGGGGGGAUGAGUCUGGGUGGGAUGCUGGUUGGAGGGUCGAUGUGGACUCAAUGGAAUGAAUGGCCUGCUUUCACACUGUAGGGACUCUAUGACAGUAUGGACCACAAAAUGACUGAGGUUAACUCAACGAACUGGGUCUCUAUAUCUGAGAGAAGGGGUAAAAAAAUUGGGAUUAGGAAAUAUUGCAGACAGACUGCAUUUAUGCCAACUAAUUAUUUAAAUUGUAUAAUUUGGAGAAACCAUAUAAACUAGGAAACUGUUUAAAGCCUAUUUUAAUACCCAACUAUUCUCCCAAACCUUUCGAUUGCCACUGUGAUCAGAUUCAACCAGCCCCUAACCAGACACAACUCAACCAUCCCUGAACACCCCAAUCACUCAUCCAAACUCUUCGCUACUGCCCCAUCCAGAUCUGACCCCGACCCCACCCCCACCCCCAGUAAAACCUAAAGACCAAUUCUAGCUGACUUCCUCCCCUAUUAGACCCAACUACCCCAACUGGACCUAAUAACCCCCAACCAGAUCUGACCAUGCCCAUUCCACCUAAAUACCCCAGCCUGACUAUCCACUUAUUUGCCUAACCACCCUUCUCAUCUCACCCACACCACUUCACCCAGCUAAUCAACGUAACCAAAUACCCAUUCACUCACUCAUCUGCUUACUGACACUCACUAAAGGACUGGACCUUUAAACACUUAGCAGAAUGCAGCAAAUCAUGCUGUAGAAAGGGGUUAUAUCCUCUCUGACAAAGUGGUCACGUAAUUGAUCUAGUGAUCCAGAACUUCAGAUUAAUAUUCUGGGGGCAUGUUUUUGAAUUCCACAAGUGUAGAUGGUGAAAUUUGAAUUUGAUGAAAUUCUGAAAUAACAAGUUGAUCAAUGGUGAUCAUGUAACCAUUGCUGAUUGUUGUAAAAUCACAUCUAGUUCACUAAUGUCCUUUAGAGAAAGAAAUCUGCCAUCCUUACUUGGUCUGACCUACAUGUGAUUCCACAUCUGCAGCAAUGCGUCUGACCCUUAAAUACACUCUGGGCAAUAAAUGCUGGACUAGCUAGUAAUGCCCACAUCCUUGGAUGCUUGGAAGCUCAGACACUUUUUGAUUGAUUUAACUAGUUCCCCGUUCUCAGACAACUCCCUCCUCUCACCAACCACUCUAUAGGCCAACAAAAAUCUUUGUCCUGGUCAUCACAUCAUGAUACUGAGCCAGAAGAUGAGCACUUCUGUUGUUUGAUAUUCCCUACCAGAGAACUAAUUGGCCUAGUGGAGUGGUUUAGAAAAGAAAAACGAUACUUGCUUUUCUCACUGUUCACACUCCUAGGGAACACUGAGCUUUCACCUAUGUUAUCUUAACAUUUCGGCGUGCUUUCUGUGAAUCUAUUUGCUCCUGCAAAUAUUAUGAACCUGCUGAGAUGGAACUGGCUUCUCAUAGCCUCCCCAAAUCUUUGGAUUGCUAAGAGAUAGUCUAACUCAAUUUUGGCAGUCUAGCCCUACAAAUGUAAGCCUUCUGCAGAAACCUAUUUGGAACCUCUCCCGUGCGAAAACCAAGAGGGAAAACAGCCUCUUUGAUAUGCAUACAGGUUGAUCCACUGUUAAUGGGAAUUGGAUUUCAGUUACCUGCACUCUACAGAAGAAUGGACUUCACAGAAACAGAAAGAACCUUAAGUCUCUGAGAAAGUGUGUACCAAAUAUUCAGUUGUUUCCUUAAGGAAUACUUUGCAGUCUGCUUGGCAUGGACCUCUCCAAAUGGUUUUUCAAUCUAUGUAGUUCUUCAUAUCAAAUUGACUGAGUUGCCUUGAUUUCUCAUGAAGCAGGGGAAGGAUUGAAAAUCUUCUUAAAAACUGCUAUUUUUUCCAUUUUGCACUUUAAUGAGAAAAGCCCUCUGAGAUGUUUACAUUCAGGAGGGCAAUAGAUUCCAUUACCAUUUGCUCCAAUUCUUCGGAGAGACUGUGCAAAAUCUCCAUACUUGUUUGAUGCUCUAUUGCCAUCUUUCAUGUCAUGUCAUGAUCUCUCAGCAUAUUACAUAUAGCCAAGGACUGACAGGUUUUAGACCUCUACUCAGCUACAUUGAGUUACGUUUAUACAUCCAUUUAUACAUUUAUAGAUCUUGCAUAUUUUUGGUGUUCUGUUUUCUUAAUAAAUAUCAACUCUCGAGCUGACUGCAGGAAAUGGUUGAAUGAUCAGGUGGGUGGGAGUCUGUUAUGCCAGAACUUAUCAUAAAACUGACAUUGAAGAUUUGAGCAGUUAAUUUUUGAACAUUUUUUUUCAGAAGUGGUUUCAGUAUCAUUAAAUGGGAAGAUUUACGCCAAUUGCUUUCUUGCAAAACAUUGUAAACAUUUGGCACAUGCUUCUGAUGUUACUGGAAAUAAUAAAUAAAAUAACUCCUUAAAA